Ruditapes philippinarum (Manila clam) is the source of this 1507-nucleotide messenger RNA. RefSeq lists its product as uncharacterized. The record is from RefSeq and is a predicted model, not a curated record. Bases 222 to 1022 code for a protein of 266 amino acids. Gene Ontology annotation, cellular component: trans-Golgi network. NCBI's taxonomy places the organism in Eukaryota, Metazoa, Mollusca, Bivalvia, Venerida, Veneridae. The transcript has 7 exons.
UUAUUUACUCGCGUCAUGUGUUUAGAUAAGCCGACCCUCCUUAGUCUAAUUUUACAUUGUAAUCAAAUUUUAAAUGACUAACUUUCCUAGAUUUUUUCUAGGAUAACAAAAAAAUAUUUUCUUACUUUCAUUCUAUACGGCAUGAUUUAGAUCGGGUUGAAAUAGAAUCAUAUUUUGUUGGUGUUUUGCUAAACGAAUAGGAAGUGAUUAAAAAAGGCAUCAUGUAUAGGUUAACCGUCGUUUUAGUGUUUACGGAACUUUUCUUCGGGAUUCUAGCUCAGGUCCCGCUGCCUAUUGGUCAAUGCACGAAAAGGGACGCAUGUUCGUGCAUGUAUGACGAUGGAACGAUAGUUAACCUGCAGAGUCUUGAUAGACAGGACGGCAGACCAAACUUCAGUAACGUUUCCAAUGCUGCCCAGAAUGAGUUGUAUUCAUGGAACCCUUGCACCCCGUUUACAUACCCGUCUAACAACUCGGCGUGUGACGGCGUAGCUGUGUGUAUGAUACGCCAGGGAAUUCCAAAUGCACUCAUUUAUGACCUUGGUAACCAGGAUACGGCCAGCUUCAUGGUUGACAGCAACGGCACGUUGAAACUGAGCUACACCGCUGACCAAGGGGAUUACAAAAGGGUAACGGAAAUAACGUUACAGUGUAUGGGUACAUCUAAGUUUGACUUCUUUGUGGCGGAAGGAGAGCAGCCAGAAACCAAUGACACUGUAUUAUACAAAUUGUUGUUGGCCAGUAAAUAUGCAUGUGCGUAUGCACCAAAUCUGAACCCGUCCGAGAAUGUAUCGCCUAAGGCUCUGAGCGGUGGGGAGAUAUUCGUUAUCGUUGUGUUCAGUUUGAUCGGAGCUUACAUUGUAUUUGGUGUGAUGUUUCAAGCCUUCGUAAAGAAAGAGAGCGGUAAAAGACUGUGUCCCAACCACGAAUUCUGGUGCAAAAUUCCGGAACUCUGCACGGGAAGUAAAGGGGAAGCUAUAAGCAGCACGCCAGGAAGCGGGUCCAAAUAUGAUACAAUAUAACCAACUAAAUUAUCAUGGACAUAAAUUCAUAUAUUGUUAUUGUUAUUUGUGUUUAGAUAGAAUAUAGAUUUUGUUUGACAUUGUCGUUGUUUUGUGUGCAGUUUUAUUUUGUGCGUUCUUUUUUUUCUCGUCUUUUAUUUAUUUUUUUAUUUAUUAUAGAGUUUUAUGUCACUGAUGCUAUUUUAAUUACUUUUGAUUGCGUUCUUCGAAAUUAAUUUCCAAGUUUGAGCUUUGAAAGGUCAACAACUUCGAAUUUCUUGCCAGUUGCCGCUCUGUGUUCGAACUUUGAACUACUUCAUUAUAUGUGGAACAUAUUCAGCUAGUUAACGGACAGUUGGCUUCUCUACCCAUUGUGCAAUUUCGCUAUUUAGUGUUCUUUCUGCUUCAUGUUUUAUCCGCAAUUUAGAGCUCUCAUACCUAAUAUUUGUUAAUAUGCAUUUCCGUUAAUUUGUGUUCUUUUCAUUAAAAAUCAAUUAAAUCUGCUA